This is a messenger RNA of Alternaria atra, 1224 nucleotides long. RefSeq lists its product as uncharacterized. The transcript has a single exon. The record is from RefSeq and is a predicted model, not a curated record. The coding region runs from base 1 to 1224 and encodes 407 amino acids. NCBI's taxonomy places the organism in Eukaryota, Fungi, Ascomycota, Dothideomycetes, Pleosporales, Pleosporaceae.
AUGUCGACUUUCCCAUCGGUAUCCGACGAGCGUGUCUGCUCGGUAACUGCAGCACUGGACAGGACGAUGAGUAACCUUGGGCCUAUUGAAGACCGGGUCAAUGCAGACACUGGUAACAUAGACGCACAUGCAGCACUCGAAGCCAAUGUUGCCAUGCUGCAUUUAAUGGGGAGGCCACCGCUUGAUGAGCUGCAAGUCGUUGGCCAAGGAUCGAUGCUCUCCUUGUUUCCAAAAGAUGACGAUGCGAUAACUAGCUACUCAAGCUGUUCUUUUGCAUGCUGCUCUGCGAGACGGACUGAACGAGACCAUGCAGAGCGCCUGUAUGAACACGAUGGAUGCGUUGCGGAUGAGCAGAUUAGUCGUAUGGCUUCGAAAAUCGCGGCAAAACCAUCCGCGGACUCAAGGGCGCCAAGUCUGACCAAUAAAGAAAACAGCUUCGCAAGCUCGCUGGCAUUGCAAUCCGCGCUACAAACAGAGUGGGAAUAUACACAGCGGAAGCGUGACAAGGACGGGAAUAUGUUUGGCGGCUUUGCGCGUCCAGUUGACCGCGAGAAAGUCGCAAUCUGGCUCAGUCAACAGGAAAGCAUCAAAACGGAGAUAAUGGACUAUAUCUCAGAUGUACAGUACCGCAGCGUUGUCCAUCCUCCAUUUAGGCAGCCUACGACGAAUGUGACAGCGAAUAUCCAGCAAAAAUCUGCUGAUAUUGAAGACGGUGCAUUUACCACUGGUCACGGCUUCCAUCGGCCGACUGUGUAUACGAAAUGCGCACCUGCCUUGACAAAGCGGUCAGCCGACUCUUGCAAUAUCUUCCUAGAGUGCAUUGGCCUUCCAGUUUCCAAGGAAGAUUAUCGAACAAUCACCAACAAAGAGGUCGAUAACCUGCCAAACUGGUCUGAUGCUGAAGAUGAUCCGGGAUACGAUGUGUUCGAAAAACGGCAGAUCCAACGGUCUAAAUCAGCGAUUUCGUGGCCGUCUAAGACUCAUGUGAAGACAAGUAAUGUGACAACCGAUAAUGCACAUUCACGGCGACACUCGAUAAUGACGGACGUGGAAUUUGAGGCGCUGCCCGACUGGUUCGAUGUAGAGGACGAUCCAGAAUACAACGAAGUCAUGGAGUGGUCGCUUACAAAUAGUUGUUACUCUUCCAAGAGCACACAAGACGUGCCGGCUAUGGUAUCCCCCAGCAGUGGACGCGCUCAUGGCUUCGAGGUUUGCAGGUGGUAA